Lodderomyces beijingensis is the source of this 942-nucleotide messenger RNA. The record is from the annotation of a GenBank genome assembly. Lineage: Eukaryota; Fungi; Ascomycota; Pichiomycetes; Serinales; Debaryomycetaceae.
AUGAGACAUCUACACAACUAUACACCUCCACACAAUUCUUGCCGUGAUAACCCAAUGACGAAAUUCAGAGGAUGCAUAGACAUCCACUCAGGACAAGUGAAGCAGAUAGUAGGGGGAACGUUAAAAGAAGACGACAACCAGGCUGACACACCAACUACAGCAGAAGCACCAGCACACUCGGUAUCGUCAUCAUCGACUCGUGAAAAUUUCGUGCUGACGAAACCGUCCUCAUUCUACGCCCAGCUCUAUCGCGAUCAUAACGUGGAAGGAUGCCACGUCAUCAAACUCGGCCUGAACCCCGCUAACGACGAAGCGGCGCAAUUGGCAUGCAGAACAUGGCCCGCGGGGUUUCAAGUUGGCGGGGGGAUCAAUAUGAGCAACGCGCAAAACUGGCUCGAUGCCGGUGCGUCGCAUGUCAUAUUAACGAGCUGGCUAUUCAAGGAGAACGAAACUACAAAGAAGAUGGAGUUGGAUUUCGCGAGGUUAUCGCAAUUGAGUCAAAAAGUAGGCAGGCUGCACUUGGUGGUGGACUUGAGCUGCCGUACCGUUCUCGGAGCAGAUGGCAGCAGCAGCGGCACCAAGUCGUGGUUUGUCGCCAUGAACAAGUGGCAGACCAUCACGGCGGAAAAGUUGAGCAAAGAGUUUUUGCUCAAAGUGAGCGAAUACUGCGAUGAGAUUUUGAUUCAUGCUGCCGAUGUAGAGGGGUUGUGCCAGGGCAUUGACCAAGAAUUGGUGGGGAACUUGGGUGCUUGGUGUCCGCCCGGGUUCGAGAACAAGAUAGUCUACGCAGGCGGAGCCAAGGCCGUUUCCGACUUGGAUCUCGUCAAGCAGCUAAGCCAUGGCCGUGUUGACUUGACGUUUGGAAGCGCGUUGGACAUAUUUGGUGGCACACUCGUCAAGUUUGAUGACUUGAUAAAAUGGAACAAAAAGCAAACUAGCUAG